CGUGCCCAGAGUACUUCCUGGCUAAUGGGAGAAGGCGGGACGAUUGUAUCGAUAGUAGAAACUCUAUGGUUUACUAACGUUCCGCAGCAAAUUUAUCAAAAGUGUGGGGAUAUGGUUAUGUGAUCAUCUGUUUUGUUCUUAAGAUUUGACCAUGGCAGACGGGAAAAUCACAGUAAGUGCGAAGGAGCUGCAUGAGGAGAACCAGCGGUUGAGGCAGGAACUGCAGGAGGUGCGGAGUCUGUACGAUCAGCUGGUACAGGAGGGCGCGGCUGAGCACUGGGAGGAGAGGAGAGUCAACAUGCUCAAAUCACACGUCAUACAACUGGAGAGACAGAUAGUUCAGCUGACAGGUUCUGUGAGCUCCCAUAAAGAUGCCAUGGUAGAAGCUGAUUCUGCUCUUGAUGCGGUAGUAUCAGCACUCAGGGAAUGGGUGGCCUGUGAAUCCCCAGGCCCGACUGUAUCCAUACAGCGUGCCAAGCUUACCCACCUUAUACACACAGUCAUGGGAGCCAAAACAAGGGUAAAGAAACAGGGAAAGACUGGUUUUAGCAGUGAAACUAUUGAACAGUCAUCCUUACUGAAGAGUGCUGCUGUUAAAGGCAGUGGUGAAGGUGUGUCCUUAUUGGAUAUCUGCAGAGGUGACAUCAGACAUCUCAACCUGAAACAUGUGGCCUCCCUUGAGUCCCAGCUCUCUCAACUGUUCAGGAAGCUACUGAGACUGCAACAGUGUGUGGAGGGCAUCAGGAACCACCAGCCGGUGCCGCUGUUCUACCAGACUGACAGCGUGCUGUACGACAGACUGACAGGACUGGUUGGAGACCUGGACAAGCUGCUGUACCAGUGCUGUCAGGACCUGAUGCACCUCAGUCUGCUUGUACCUGCAGCUCCUUGGUCUGCAGUCAGACGGUUACCCAGCAUGCAUGUCUCUGUGGAUGAUGUCAUGGCAAGUCUUCCCAGUAUGCCUCGCAGUAAGCAGUAUGAGGUAAAGAAAAUUGUGGAAAGUUUGAUGAUAGCAGUGGGCUACUCCAAGCACAUGACAGCCAUGCAGAUAGCAGCACUGGAGGAAGAGCUGACCCACUUCAGACAGGUACAGAACCUACAGAUAAAGUACACCACCACCCUGGUACAGGCACUGACUCAGGCUUACAAUGCAUUCCAACAGGAGGUCCUGCAGGGUAUCAGUAGCCCACUGCAAGGAAUUUUGGAGUCAUACAGGGAAUUAAGGGACACAGCCUCUGAAACUGCACUAAGGGACUUUCUUAAGACAUUCAAAGAACAUUCAGAUCAGUUGGAGUCUAUAUCUGAAUCUUUAAGGGAGCAAAAUGGAGAGGAUGAUAACACAGGUUCUAUAGCCCUAAGUGGGUUCCAGGCACAGCUAGUGACAGCUCUACAGCAGGUGCAGAAAGAAUGUGCUGUCCAGCACAGCAGAACAGCAGCUGACCUGGAGUCCUCCCUGCAACAGCACAGACAGCAGGUCUCCCAGGCAACAGAUUUUCUCAAACAGGCUAGGGCCAAUCAGGAGCCUCCAUUUACAGCCCAGGAUGGCAAUGCAAGUGAGGGGAAAGAUUCUGAGCCAAUUAGGACAAGGAUGACCAAAUCAAGCUCUGAAUCUAGACUUAAUGUCGGCAGUCCUUCUGGCCGGAUGAAUUCAGGUACAGGAAGAGACAACUCUGCCCAAAUGAGAAAAUCCCCCCAAAGAACACUAGCAUCGUCCAGUAGUAUGGACAAUGUUGACAAGACUGCUACUACAACUGGGAAAAGUAGGGGAAAAGAUAGGUUGAGCCCUUUGAAGGUGACAGCUAAGGAUGUCAGCAGAAGAGUACAAUCCAAGGGAAGUUUAGGAAAACAAAAUAUCACCUAAAAUGUAAGAUUUUUUUAGUGAUAAAAGUCUACACACAUGUUCCAAAUAUAUCCUUAACUUUUCUCUUAACAUAUCAGACAACAUGGUUCUAAAUGCAUCAUUGGCACACAUGUGUGGAUUGGUAGAUAUAUGGAGACUUACGCAGAAAAAAGCUUGAAUAGAAAGAAUACAAGAACAACAGCAUAGUCCUUUGAUCAAAAUUUUACUCAGAGUUGCCUUUUGCAAUACAAACGUAUUGACUGUUAUAGUCCUUCUAGGACAUGUGCAUAUUGUUCUCAAAAUUUCAUAUAUAUACAUAAAUAUAACCCUCUGUACAAAAAUGAAUGUUGGCAGUAUUUGUGUUAAAAUCCUUUAAAUCUUUCCAACAUUAAAUUGGUGAUCGAGGUACACUGUACAUAGCACAAUAAUAAAGAGUGCUUAUAGCUGAAA
This is a messenger RNA of Branchiostoma floridae (Florida lancelet), 2290 nucleotides long. RefSeq lists its product as uncharacterized. The record is from RefSeq and is a predicted model, not a curated record. NCBI's taxonomy places the organism in Eukaryota, Metazoa, Chordata, Leptocardii, Amphioxiformes, Branchiostomatidae. The transcript has 12 exons. Bases 152 to 1861 code for a protein of 569 amino acids.